AAUGUCGAGAACUGGACCCUAGUAUUUCCUCUCUCUUUCGAUCGUGCGAGCAAAAUGGUUAAUGUGCCAAAACAGCGCCGCACUUAUUGCAAGGGCAAGAACUGUCGAAGACACACUUUGCACAAAGUGACCCAGUACAAAAAGGGAAAAGAUAGUCUUUACGCUCAGGGAAAACGCCGUUACGAUCGUAAACAGUCAGGCUAUGGUGGUCAAACGAAACCCAUUUUCCACAAAAAGGCCAAAACAACAAAGAAAAUUGUUCUCCGUAUGGAGUGCACAGAUUGCAAGUACAGGAAACAAAUUGCCCUGAAAAGAUGCAAACACUUUGAGCUGGGUGGAGACAAGAAGAGAAAGGGUCAAAUGAUCCAGUUCUGAUUGUAAUAAAGUUUCUUACAAUGUGUCA
Messenger RNA from Pocillopora verrucosa, 403 nucleotides. RefSeq lists its product as uncharacterized. Gene Ontology annotation, cellular component: ribosome; cytosolic large ribosomal subunit. The record is from RefSeq and is a predicted model, not a curated record. NCBI's taxonomy places the organism in Eukaryota, Metazoa, Cnidaria, Anthozoa, Scleractinia, Pocilloporidae. Gene Ontology annotation, biological process: translation. Gene Ontology annotation, molecular function: structural constituent of ribosome.